AUGGCAGAAGGAAAAGCUGUUGGUAUCGAUUUGGGGACGACAUACUCUUGUGUUGGUGUAUGGCAAAACGACCGAGUUGAAAUCAUUGCAAACGACCAGGGUAAUCGUACGACACCUUCAUAUGUUGCUUUCACAGAUACAGAGCGUCUGAUUGGUGACGCUGCCAAAAACCAAGUCGCCAUGAAUCCUUAUAAUACUGUUUUCGACGCUAAACGUCUCAUUGGCCGUAGAUUUAAUGAUCCUGAAGUGCAAUCUGAUAUGAAGCAUUGGCCAUUUAAAGUUAUCGAAAAGAACACUAAGCCAUAUAUUCAAGUCGAAUUUAAAGGAGAAACUAAACAAUUUACACCUGAAGAAAUAUCGUCUAUGGUUUUACUCAAGAUGAAGGAAACUGCUGAAGCCUUCCUUGGUACAAAGGUUACAAAUGCCGUUAUUACAGUUCCAGCAUACUUCAAUGAUUCACAACGUCAAGCUACGAAAGAUGCCGGAAUGAUUUCCGGAUUGAAUGUUCUCCGUAUCAUCAACGAACCUACAGCCGCAGCUAUCGCUUACGGUUUAGAUAAGAAGACCGCCGGUGAACGAAAUGUGUUGAUCUUUGACUUAGGUGGUGGUACUUUCGAUGUUUCUCUUUUAACCAUCGAAGAAGGAAUUUUCGAAGUAAAAGCUACUGCCGGUGAUACGCAUCUCGGUGGUGAAGAUUUUGAUAAUCGUCUUGUCAAUCAUUUCGUUCAAGAAUUUAAACGAAAAUUCAAGAAGGAUCUUACUUCAAAUGCUCGAGCUUUACGUCGUCUACGAACUGCAUGUGAACGCGCAAAACGUACUUUGUCUGCAUCCGCUCAAACUUCAAUCGAAAUCGAUUCACUUUUCGAAGGAAUCGACUUUUAUACCUCCUUAACCCGUGCUCGAUUUGAAGAAUUAAAUCAAGAUUUGUUCCGAUCCACUAUGGAACCGGUCGAAAAAGUUCUUCGAGAUGCCAAGAUCGAUAAAUCACAAGUUCAUGAAAUUGUUUUGGUCGGUGGUUCUACUCGUAUUCCUAAAAUACAAAAGAUGGUAUCAGAUUUCUUUAAUGGCAAGGAACCCAACAAAUCCAUUAAUCCUGAUGAAGCCGUCGCCUAUGGUGCUGCUGUACAAGCUGCAAUCCUUUCUGGUGAUACAUCAGAAAAAACUCAAGACUUGCUAUUGCUUGACGUUGCUCCACUUUCUCUUGGUAUUGAAACCGCCGGUGGUGUUAUGACGCCACUAAUUAAACGAAAUACCACCGUUCCAACAAAGAAAUCCGAGAUUUUCUCCACAUACUCUGAUAACCAACCGGGUGUACUUAUUCAAGUAUAUGAAGGUGAACGUGCUCGUACAAAGGAUAAUAACUUACUGGGUAAAUUCGAAUUGACCGGUAUUCCACCUGCACCUCGAGGUGUACCUCAAAUCGAAGUUACAUUUGAUAUUGAUGCCAACGGUAUUCUUAAUGUAUCUGCUGUUGAUAAGACAACUGGUCGAUCAAACAAGAUCACCAUUACUAAUGAUAAAGGUCGAUUAUCUAAAGAAGAAAUCGAACGAAUGGUGGCGGAUGCUGAGAAAUACCGUGCAGAAGACGAAAAAGUUGCCCAAAGAAUACAAGCACGUAACGGUUUGGAAAGUUACUCUUAUAACUUGCGAAAUACACUUCAAGAUGAAAAAGUUUCAG
Racocetra persica is the source of this 1678-nucleotide messenger RNA. The record is from the annotation of a GenBank genome assembly. Lineage: Eukaryota; Fungi; Glomeromycota; Glomeromycetes; Diversisporales; Gigasporaceae.